UUUUGACCUUGAGAAUGUAUGAGAAGCCAUUGGAGGCACGCGCAUGCGUAUCGGGUUUAGUCCGAGAGUGUAUAAUCAAUAUCUGAAGCAGACAGCAAUCCGACCCUAACAAUACGUGGACCACAACAAAUAUCGGGAUCCAACAAAAUGUUACCGACAUUCGUGUUCCUUCUGUCUUUAACGGGAAUCUAUUGUGAGCCAGAGACAGUGAGGGAUAAUUUCGACUAUUUCAGUUAUAAUUUGCCGAAGGAUGAAAUCGUUUUACGGCCCCAAGAAGUGAAGGAUUGGCCCCAAACGUCGCUGAACGUGGGCCAGAUAACUGCAGUGUCCAUUAAUUCUUUGGGACAACCUGUGAUAUUCCACAGGGCUGAGCGAGUAUGGGACGAAAGCACUUUCAACGAAUCCAACGUCUACCAAGACCUGGACAAGGGUCCGAUCAUAGAGGAUACUAUCCUAGUCUUGGACCCUCACACUGGAUCUGUGCUGCAUAGCUGGGGAGCUUACGCUUUCUACAUGCCACAUGGGCUGACUGUGGAUCACCAUGACAACGUUUGGGUCACAGACGUUGCUAAGCAUCAAGUUUUUAAGUACAUUCCAAACAAUCACAAAUACCCAACAUUGACGAUCGGAGAAGCGUUCACCGCCGGCUUCCCAUUCAGACGUCGUUCACCAGUCCACUACCUUUGCAUGCCAACUUCUGUCGCUGUCGCCACCACGGGAGAAAUAUUCGUCGCUGAUGGCUAUUGCAACAACCAGAUCUUGAAGUUCAACGCAGCUGGAAAGCUGUUACUGGCUAUACCAUCCGUUUCUGAAUCUUGGACCUUAAAUGUCCCUCAUAGCGUGACCUUAUUGGAGCAUUUGGACCUGGUCUGCGUCGCUGAUAGAGAGAACAUGAGGAUUGUCUGCCCUAAGGCUGGUUUGAAGAGCUACGUGGAUAGGUUUGAUGAACCGACCACUGUUAUUGAGGAUCCUACACUCGGCAGGGUUUUCGCCGUUGCGUCUCACGGUGACACGAUAUACGCUGUGAACGGACCGACGUCUCAGAAUAUUGCUGUGCGAGGUUUUACUGUGAAUGCGUUCUAUGAGAAUAUUUUGGAUACCUGGGAACCGACCACUGGCUUCACCAACCCCCACUCAGUGGCUGUCACAAGAAACGGCUCCCACCUCUACGUCACAGAAAUAGGACCGAACAAGAUAUGGAAGUUCGAACUAACAGACGUUUAUGAUAAAAAGUAAAUGUAUUAGAAGAAAACUAUAUAGAACAAUGUUUAACUAACUUCAGAGUAUAUUAGUUCGCUUGGCGGUGAAUAAAAUUCACCGAACAUAGGAAAGAUAUGCAUGUAUAUGAUGAUUCUAGGAAUAUAUUGAUAUUACUAUACGCUCCUAAUUAAAAUACUACAAUAUAACCAGACUUAGUAGUUCUAGUAAUACUAUAUUAGUGUUCUUUAACGCUUCUACGUAAGAACUCACUUCAAUAUACCGUAGAGGAUUUAAAUUUGCUUCUACAUGUAAUGGGAAUAAAGUUCAUUUUCAAUUAACCAAGUCAAAUUGCCGUAUAGAUUUGAACUUAAUACAUAUUUAUGUACGUAAAUGUUCCUGCCAUAUUGGCUAAUUUAUUUAAUGAGAAAUAUAAUGUAUGGUAAUGAAGAGAAAUGUUUAAUGUUGGUGUAAUUAAAGGGCCAAAAAAACACGCACAGAAAAUUAAUUGAUUGAACCUUUAAGACCUAAAAAGCUAAGCGAUUGUACACGCGGGUAUCAUUAAAGGAUUUUAUGUCUUCCUACUUGGAAAUAAGGUACUAAUUUACUUCCCGUAAUAAUAAUAAUUUUUUACUCUCUGAUUUACAUUUCAUCAACUAAUUUAAAGUCAGUUUAAGUUUCUAUAGAGCACAGAAUAAAAAUCAAAUGCGUAGAAACUUAGAAAGUUUAAAGUAAGACAAGGUAACAUUUUUUAAAUAGUUUAAGUUAAACAUACCAGUCUGAAAUGUUAAUUUGGGUCAAUUUGAAUUGAUUUCACCUCCUUUCUUUUAAUCAAUGGGCCUAAAAUUCAGUACACACAUUUAUUUUUAAUGGCAACACUACUAAUAUGUGUACAAUCGUCUUUAGCUGGUAGUGUAUGAAAUAUAUUUUCAUAAAAGUAAAAGUAGAGGAAAUUUUGGCUUUCUAGUUAGAAAACUAUGUCUAAAUGAAUGUGGUAGUAACUUCUGAUAGUAUUAAACUAAAGGACCAAAUUGGCAUGUUCACGUCAAAAAAGAAAUUAAAAAUUUGGUUGAAAAAAUAAAAUAUAGAUUCGAAACACGGAAUUUGAAGUUCAUAAUUUUAUUUAUUUAUUUUACUAAGUAUUUACAGAAUAAUUUAAAGUUUCAUAACAGAUAGAUACACAAAAAUAUUAUAGAUAGAAAAGAAGUUUAUUUUAUAUCCAAACUUACAGAUAAAUUAAAUAACAUUUACAAUUAUAUAAAAAACUUAUAAUUUAUAAUUACAGAUACUUAUAUUUAUAGUACCUAUAUUAUAAGAAUGGAACUAGACAUGACCUUGUCACUUUCUGCUUAUCACAUGGAAUUACAAUACAUACCUUUA
Molecule: messenger RNA, 2577 nt
Organism: Spodoptera frugiperda (fall armyworm)
Lineage: Eukaryota; Metazoa; Arthropoda; Insecta; Lepidoptera; Noctuidae
Product: peptidyl-alpha-hydroxyglycine alpha-amidating lyase 2-like
Exons: 5
Coding region: 148-1236 (362 amino acids)
Biological process (GO): peptide metabolic process
Cellular component (GO): membrane; extracellular region
Molecular function (GO): protein binding; catalytic activity
Source: RefSeq, a predicted model, not a curated record